UGAGCCUUUAAAACUGGCAGAGCACUGUAGGCUGGCAUUGCCUGGGCAGUGACCUGGAGAGCUAGCAGGCCUGCAAUUCCACAGUGCUUUUUGUUUUUUUCCUUUAUAUAUUUUAUAAAAGGAUUUUUCCUUUAAAAGCAAAAGGAGAAAUUAGUAUCAGAAUACUCUAGGUUUCAGUAGAAUUCUCAUCGUCUCUACAGACAUCUGUGUCAGGGGUGAGUGAGCUCCCCUUGUUCAUCGACAGUUCCAGAGCAGACUCGGGACUCAUCACACCAACAGAGCAGGUCUGUUCUGGCUACUGCAGCCAUCUGAGUGGCUUUCAGGAUGAGGUACACAGGGCUGACGGGAAUACUGCUCACCCUGGUCAACCUGCUGCAGCUGGCUGCGACUCUGAGAAUUGCAGCCUUCAACAUCCGGACUUUUGGGGAUACUAAGAUGUCCAAUGCCACCCUCUCUAGCUACAUUGUGAAAAUCCUGAGUCGCUAUGACAUUGCUGUGGUCCAAGAGGUCAGAGACACUCACCUGGUUGCUGUUGGGAAGCUACUGGAUGAACUCAAUCGGGACAUCCCUGACAACUAUCGCUAUAUAAUCAGUGAGCCGCUGGGCCGCAAAAGCUACAAGGAACAGUACCUUUUUGUGUACAGGCCCAGCCAGGUGUCUGUUUUGGAUAGCUAUCAUUAUGACGAUGGCUGUGAACCCUGUGGAAAUGACACCUUCAGCCGAGAGCCAGCCAUUGUCAAGUUCUUUUCCCCAUACACUGAGGUCCGAGAGUUCGCGAUCGUGCCCUUGCACUCAGCCCCAACAGAGGCUGUGAGUGAGAUCGAUGCCCUCUACGAUGUUUAUCUAGAUGUCCGGCAAAAGUGGGACCUGGAGGACAUCAUGUUCAUGGGAGAUUUCAAUGCUGGCUGCAGCUACGUCACUUCCUCCCAAUGGUCUUCCAUUCGCCUUCGGACAAGCCCCAUCUUCCAGUGGCUGAUUCCCGACAGUGAGGACACCACAGCCACAUCCACACGUUGUGCUUAUGACAGGAUUGUGGUUGCUGGAGCUCUGCUCCAGGCUGCUGUUGUCCCCAACUCGGCUGUCCCCUUUGACUUCCAAGCAGAAUACAGACUUACCAACCAGAUGGCUGAAGCCAUCAGUGACCAUUACCCAGUGGAGGUGACACUCAGAAAGACCUGAUGUCAUUGAGUUCAGCCACACUGCUUCCGGUGAGGAAGAGUCCACCUCACCUAUGUGUGGUACUGCGGCAUUCCAACACCUCGGCACAGGGAACGUCUACCACGCGGACUUAGAAAUACUGUUUAAUUGGAGUAAAUAAAGCUGAGCCUGAGCA
Messenger RNA from Rattus rattus (black rat), 1333 nucleotides. RefSeq names its product deoxyribonuclease 1 (gene Dnase1). Gene Ontology annotation, cellular component: nucleus. Gene Ontology annotation, biological process: DNA catabolic process. Bases 325 to 1179 code for a protein of 284 amino acids. The record is from RefSeq and is a predicted model, not a curated record. The transcript has 9 exons. Gene Ontology annotation, molecular function: DNA nuclease activity. NCBI's taxonomy places the organism in Eukaryota, Metazoa, Chordata, Mammalia, Rodentia, Muridae.